Messenger RNA from Penicillium samsonianum, 1575 nucleotides. RefSeq lists its product as uncharacterized. NCBI's taxonomy places the organism in Eukaryota, Fungi, Ascomycota, Eurotiomycetes, Eurotiales, Aspergillaceae. The transcript is spliced from 2 exons. Bases 1 to 1575 code for a protein of 524 amino acids. The record is from RefSeq and is a predicted model, not a curated record.
AUGAUUGAUGAAAACUUACCCACGUUCUUCCUCAAGAAUAACUCAAAACAACCUCAGAUCAGCACAAUAUACCAUAGUCAACAUGGCAAUGACCCCGAACCUGCCUACUCCUUGCGCGCGCUUGACCCCGCCUCCCCAACAUCACAAAACCGCUACGGAGUCGCGCUGUACGACCCUUACGUUACAGACGUUGUUUACGGCGAGGUCGCUGUCGCUCCAGAUUGGACCCAACCGAGUAUGUCGGCAGACGCAAUACGAGCGAAUGGUGGCACUGUACCGCCCCCAGAACCCAUCCUCCCUACCGAGUUCACCAUCCAGCUCUACAACCCCGACCAAGAGAUCACAGUGAAAUAUCAUACCAAAACGUGGAACAAACCAGCCCGGUGGGAAUUUGAGAUGCCGCAAACCACAUUCCGCGUUCCGUCCGCUUCAGCGCUAGACCAGACUCAGAUCGAUCCGUCUCUUGCAGACGUUACUCCGAAGUUGAGGUUCAGCUGGCGCAAGGAUGGGAAGUUGUCGAAGGAUUUGACAUGUCUCUUGCACGGCAAAACUUCAACAAUUCCAGACACGCGCACAAAGAGCCGUGAGCCGGAUAUUACGGUCGCUCUAUUCCAAGGGCUGAAGGAGCUUACUCUCUACGAGCCCAAUCUUCACCGCGUCGAGAUGGAAGAUGCUAAGGGGUUGGAGGUCGUGCUGCUCUUGGCUGCCGUUGCAAUUCGAGAUAUUUUCUUUGGGCCCGCCAAGGAGGCUUUUCAUAUCACCCCCGGUGGGCCGAACCAAGCUCGCAAGCAAGCGGUAGCGCCAACUGCAAUUGCGGCGACGGCCACACCGGCUAGUGAUCCCAGGCUCGAUCGGAACAACCCACAGGCACGACCUCCUGGGCCAGCAAUGAGUGGAAAGCCAUCGCCGCCUCGGCUCAGCAUCCCGAACCCCUCAUCUCCGGCCCCGCAAGAGAGAAGGCGACAGGACGAACUCGCAAGACAGGAAGAGGAGCGACGAAGCCAGGAGGUUCUCGCCGCAGAACAAAAAGCACGGCGUCGGCGGGAGGCGGAAGUCGAGAAAGAAACCAAGCGCCUGCAGCAGUUAUACGGGAAAGAAGAACAACAAGCACGAAAGCAACGACAUACUCCAGCUCCAUCUUCCAGGCCCUACCUGCCACCCCGGCCCACCGGACCCCCUCAAGCUCACUCCCACCAAUACUCUCAAUCCUCAGUCCAACUUUCUUCCCAGCCUCAAGGCCGUCCAUCCCAUCCUCCCCUCCAACAGAAUUCCCACGGCGCACAGGUCCCCACCUUCGCCAAUAGCCCAUACCUCCACGCACCGGGGCGUAUGGAUCCCCGAGCUCAAUCCUCUACCCACCUCAUGCAAUCGCGACCACAACAACCACGCCCGCAACCCCGACCACAGUCCACCGUUGGGUUCCACCAAUAUCCUGCCAGCAGCGGUGCUCUCCCAGCGGCAUCAAGGCCGACACCUCAAGUCCAGCCGAAAAAGAGUAGUUUCUUUGGGUUCCGGCGCAACAAAGAGGAAAAUACUGCUACCAAGCUUGAAAAAAAGCGGAGUUCUAUGUUCUGA